AUGCUCCCAGGGCGCAUCCUCCUCGCUGGGCUCCGGCGCUCAGCCUCUGCCGCUUCUUCCGUUGCUCAGUCGCCAAAGAAUAUGUGCUAUUGGGACAGAGUUAUUUGGAGUUCACGUUAUUUUCACAGCGCAAGUGACAAUACUUUCAGUGAAGGAGGCUCAAAAGCAAAGGAGCUGCCAGACCCCUUUGCGCUGAUUAAAGAUGAAGUGUCUGAAGUCACAGAUCGAUUACGCUCAAUGGUGGUUGCUGAGAUACCCGAAUUGACAUCAGCAGCUGGAUACUUCUUUAGAGUUGGAGCUGAAGGGAAACGAACGUGCCCUACUGUUCUGCUAUUGAUGGCUUCAGCUAUAAGCACAGACAUGAGUGACCCAAUUGUUGGCUUAGAGAAUAAGCCUCGUGCAAGGCAUGUGCGUGUUGCUGAGAUAACUGAAAUGAUUCAUAUAUCAAGCCUUAUCCAUGACGAUGUUUUGGAUAAUGCUGAUACUAGGCGUGGCAUGGACUCAUUGAACUUCACAGUGGGAAAGAAGUUUUGGCUGGUGAUUUUUCUACUUUUCAGGGCAUUUUCUGCUGCUGUGGCUCUUGACAAUACUGAGGUUGUAUCAUUACUAGCAACUGCUGUAAAUAAUCUUGUAACUGGUGAGCUUAUGCAAUUGACAAUAACCCCAGCGCAACGCUGCAGCAUGGAUUAUUAUUUGCAGAAAACAUACUACAAGACAGCUGCGUUGAUUUCAAACAGCUGCAAAGCUGUUGCAGUUCUUUCUGGGCAAACAACAGAAGUACAAGCUCUUGCUUAUCAGUAUGGCAGACACUUGGGUAUAGCAUAUCAGUUGAUUGAUGAUAUCCUCGAUUUCACAGGCACAUCAGCUUCACUAGGCAAAGCUUCCUUUUCUGAUAUCAAUCAAGGAAUUGUGACGGCUCCCAUACUGUUUGCGAUGGAAGAGUUCCCCCAACUCCGCGAGAUUGUCGAACAGGGAUUUGAUGACCCUUCAUCAAAUGUUGAUGUGGUUUGUAUUGAAAGUGUACCUUUUUCCUUCUUUCUGGUCCUCAAAUACCUUCAGAAAAGUCAAGGAAUCGAGAGGACGAGGUUACUGGCUGCUGAACACGCAAAACUGGCUGCGGUAGCCAUUGAUGAUCUUCCUCCGAGCGAAGAUCCAGUUGUGCUUAGCUCGAGGCAAGCGCUCAAAGAUCUUACUCAAAAGUUCUUGAGGAGAACAAAGUGA
Miscanthus lutarioriparius is the source of this 1221-nucleotide messenger RNA. NCBI's taxonomy places the organism in Eukaryota, Viridiplantae, Streptophyta, Magnoliopsida, Poales, Poaceae. The record is from the annotation of a GenBank genome assembly.